AAAGUGGUGGGGCCCCACGCCAGACAGUGACUCUCGGCAAGUCCACGAGUGCGCUACCAAAAUCUCGCGCGCGUGUGUGCAUGUGUGUGUCAGUGUGAUAAGUGUGCCUGUUUUGAUAUUUGACGGUGAAAAUCGCGACAGCCCAGUCGAAUAGUUGGUCUAUUUAACCAUCUGGUCCGUCUGGCUUCGCCUUGUAACAGUGAAGAGUGCCGGGCGUGAAGAGUUCCGAGUGGUUAUCACACGCGCCUGAGGCCUAUAAUGACAGAAUUUGGUGCGCCCUGCGGUCGCGUCUCGGAGGAAUGCUAGUCACGGGUCUCUAUGGAGUGGGGUUACUGGAGUGAGCUGGUGCGGGGUGGGGGGAGCGGAGGGCGUGCAUAUGAGCGGCGGGAGGGCAUGGAAGACCUGUCGUUGGAAUCGCUCAGUUUGAUGGAGAGGUCACGGCGCGUCGGUGUCGUAAGCCUCGGAGGCGGGGGAAUCGUCGGAGGCGGCAAACGACGGCUGCCGUCCCCCCUCAGCCCGGAUUCGGCCCUCGGCAGCGACGAAGAGGCGAGGAAGGCCGCACGCACCGAAGAAGACGACGACGAGGAAGAGGAGGAGCCACCCCGUCACCUCCGCACUCCGUCGGUCGUCAUCAGCGAUUAUUCAGACGACCCUCUUAUGGCCUCGUCGACCCUCAGCCUCGAAGAGAUCGAGAGGCUCCGGGCCGAGUACGACUCCAGGAGCGGACAAGACUCCGGCUCCGAGUGUUCCGCGACUAGUUCCUGGAGCUCUUGGGGGCUGGAACCCGCUGACUAUUCGCUGCGGACACCUCAGAGGAAAGCCAGCGAUUGCUCAACCUGUUCCACCCUGAGUGGAGACGAAGACAACCUUCAACCAGUCAUCCUGCAACAGCUCGUCACCAAAAAGCCGUCCGGAUGGAGAAAGCUGAGGAACAUAGUUCAAUGGACACCAUUCUUCCAGACCUACAAGAAACAAAGAUACCCGUGGGUUCAGUUAGCCGGACACCAAGGUAAUUUCAAAGCUGGACCGGAGCCGGGGACAAUUUUGAAAAAGUUAUGCCCGAAAGAGCAGCUGUGCUUCCAGAUCCUGAUGAAGGAUAUUUUAAGGCCGUACGUUCCUGAGUAUAAAGGGCACGUCACCUGCGACGAUGGAGAUGGAUCGUCUAUGUACCUGCAGCUUCAAGACCUUCUGGGAGACUUCACGAACCCUUGCGUCAUGGACUGUAAAAUCGGCGUGAGGACCUACCUCGAAGAGGAAUUGGCUAAAGCCAAAGAAAAGCCCAAAUUGAGGAAGGAUAUGUACGAGAAGAUGAUACAAAUCGACUCGAACGCGCCGACAGAAGAAGAACACCGGCUGAAAGGAGUGACUAAGCCCAGAUAUAUGGUGUGGCGUGAGACAAUUUCUUCUACGGCUACCCUUGGUUUCAGGAUUGAGGGAAUUAAGAAAAGUGAUGGGAAAUCAAGUAAGGAUUUCAAAACAACACGAACCCAGUCACAAAUCAAAGAAGCCUUUCGAGAUUUCUGUGAGGGAUUUCCCCAUGCAAUACCCAAAUAUAUUCAAAGACUUAAAGCAAUUAAAGCUACAUUAGAAGUUUCAACAUUUUUCCAGACACAUGAGAUGAUCGGUAGCUCUCUACUCUUUGUCCAUGACCAGAAAAAUGCCAAUGUCUGGCUGAUAGACUUUGCAAAGACAUUGGAGCUACCCAAGAAAAUGACCAUCGACCAUAAUUCCUCCUGGGUCGUUGGUAACCAUGAAGACGGCUACCUGAUCGGUAUAAACAACCUCAUAGGAAUAUUCAGCGAAAUGGCAGCUGCCCAGAUGGCAACGACGACGCUAGUCGUGACGGCUCCUAUGGACCAAGAACCCCAAACUAACAAUUCACAGGAUAUUACAUGACUUAAACUAGUGUGGAGCAAUAGCAAAUGUCAUUCGAGCAUUAAUUAAUAAAAUGUUAAAUAUGCCAAAAAGAAACGUUCUCAGAAAACUAGCUUUAACGGAAAAAAAGAAAAUCUAAUAUCUGCAGGAGAAAAUGUACCUUUGUAAAAAUAUGUAAGACAACUUUUGCGAGGCCACUAAAAACGAAACUAUUGUAUAUAAAAUAAAAAGUUACAUUUCUAAGGAAAAUGCUGUACGCAAGGGCAGAUAUAGAUCUGAGCUGAGUUCUCUACCUCUGUAUAAUAAUGAAAUAUACAUUUUGUUUUUAUAUAAAGGUGUAUUUCUUACAAAACAUUUUGUGAAUAGUAUUUUUUUUAUAUUGAAUACACCAUUCAAGUGAUUUGUAAUUUACAUUUCAUCCAGAUUUUGUACGUAUUUUGUAUAUACAAAUUUGAUCCCAUAUUUUCAUUAAUAGCAAUAUUAUUCAGCUUUAUUUUUGUUAUUGUCUUUUUUUUUCAUAGGUCUCUGUAAUAGGACAUCUGUUGUCUCCUUAAUUUAUUUAAUUGUAUAUAAAUUGUGUGAUAUUAUUAUUAAUAUUAAUGUUAAAUAGUACUGAUUUUUUGUUCUUUACACUCUGAAAAGUAUGUAUUUAAUAUUAUACAGCCUGGAAAAUAAAAUUCACUUCUAGAAAAUCUUUUAAUAGAUUUUACUAUCAUUGGAUUCAUUAUAAAAUAUUUUAAUGUGGUGGAAAAAAUGUAAAAAUCACCAAUUCAAUAUUUUAACUAUCAUUUUCGUAAAUAAAUUAGCAAAAAACCAAACUUUUGACUAAUUUUCCUGU
Messenger RNA from Cimex lectularius (bed bug), 2713 nucleotides. RefSeq names its product inositol-trisphosphate 3-kinase B (gene IP3K2). The transcript has 10 exons. Gene Ontology annotation, biological process: inositol phosphate biosynthetic process. Gene Ontology annotation, cellular component: cytoplasm; nucleus. Gene Ontology annotation, molecular function: inositol-1,4,5-trisphosphate 3-kinase activity; inositol tetrakisphosphate kinase activity. The record is from RefSeq and is a predicted model, not a curated record. The coding region runs from base 319 to 1896 and encodes 525 amino acids. NCBI's taxonomy places the organism in Eukaryota, Metazoa, Arthropoda, Insecta, Hemiptera, Cimicidae.